Pseudocercospora fijiensis CIRAD86 is the source of this 756-nucleotide messenger RNA. RefSeq lists its product as uncharacterized. The transcript is spliced from 3 exons. NCBI's taxonomy places the organism in Eukaryota, Fungi, Ascomycota, Dothideomycetes, Mycosphaerellales, Mycosphaerellaceae. Bases 1 to 756 code for a protein of 251 amino acids. The record is from RefSeq and is a predicted model, not a curated record.
AUGCAGAAGAUGAGAUUCGACCUUACAUUCGUGGACGCUAGACGGCGCCAAGAUCAUAUCGCUGCAGUGGCAUAUAUACAUCUACGAAAAGCAUGUGAAUGGAUCGAUCUAGCCCGGAUUCUCGGUGCCGAGAUUAUUCAAGUGCCCGCUUCUUUCGAUCAUAAUUCGUUGUCGGUCAGUGAUGACCAGAUCAUCGAAGAGCUCCGUCACCUCGCGGAUGCUGGGUUACCAGGAGAAGGCACCGAUGAAGCGACAGUUACCAUGGCCUACGAUCCCAUGUCAUGGAGCGUAAGAAGCAACGCAUGGCAGCACGCUCUCGACCUGAAGCAUCGGGUUUCAAGACCAAACUUCAAACUUUGCCUGGACACUUAUCAUAUCCUGAGCAAGCUCUGGGCACAUUGUACUAUGCCUAAUGGGAGAAUCCCCGGGGCGACGAAGCGCUCCAACGAUGCUGAGCGCAUGGACCCUCCCGUUCCUCAUCAAGAACUCAGAUCAAUGGGAAAGCACUAUGCGUGGCAUUGGUCGGGCGUGGGGAGGAUAUUUCCUCUAGAAGCGGAGUGUGGUGCAUACCUGCCCAUGCUCGACAUCGUGCGGACUUGGCUCGUAGAUCUUGGAUGGUCGGGAUGGGUCAGUAUGGAAAUUUCCCACCACUCGAUGGAUGAAGAAGAGCGAGGGCCGCGGUAUUGGGCAGAACGAGGCAUGAAAUCUUGGGAGAGACUGCAGAAAGCUUUGACAAGUUCCGAACCGACUAACUAG